AUGUUGGGCGGGGCUGCGUCGCCGGGCGGCGACGACCUGCUCACGGUAACCGUCGUCCGUGAUGAGCACGGGUACGGGAUGAAAGUUUCAGGCGACAAUCCCGUGUACGUCCAAUCUGUGAAGGAGCACGGGGCGGCGUGGCGCGCCGGUCUCCGGGCCGGCGACCGGAUCCUCCGCGUGGACACCGUCGCUGUACACAACCACACUCACCAGGAGGUGGUCCACAUGAUACGAGCUAACCCGACGACAGUGCUGACGGUACAACAGAACACGUCGCGAUGUCAGAAGAAGCCUAUGACUGUCACAGCGCCGUUCCCUGUCAAUUUGGAGAAACAAAGACAGUUGGAGGCGUCUAAAAUCGAGACGGUACAGAGAAUGCUUCGUCAGGAGCAAGAUUAUAUCAGGCAGUUGCGAAAUGAAAUUUCAAAAGUGCCGGACGUGAGAAAACAGACGCAGCUAGAAAUGGCGGAGAAGAGAUGUGCGACUUUGCAAAACGAGAUUGAUAUCAUGAAAGCUGGCCAGUUGGAGCUGUCGCCCUCCCAGCCGGCCGCGCCCACUCCGAGACUCGCCCCGCGAAGGACCAACCCGGAUAAAGCAUCGCCACAGAACAGUUUCCUCUCCGCCAUACCACGAUCACUCAGCAACCUAACCGGACAGAGCUUGAGAAAUCUCAGGCAGAAGCAAAGACAAGAAAACCAACCGCCUUUAGUCAGACAGAAUUCAGACGAAUCAAACAAUAAGAGGAGACAUAACAAUACAGUGCCAAUCGUGCCUACAACAUGCUUAGACAACGUCACACCGCCACCGUUACCACCGAGAUCUAUAGAGCGGCCGCCGAAGAGAACUCCUCUAAGCCCGACAAUGAUUACACCAAUAAACCCCCUAGCGUCGGGCUCACACAAACAGUACUACAAGAAACCGUUCCCAAUGCACCAGUCUAUGCCGCCCUAUAAAGAGGACAACAAAUUCAGAAGGUCGUCCCAGUCGUUAGACGGUGACCUCGACGGGCCCCAACCUAAUUCGAUUGCAUUGCAAAUGAAUUACCCGCUGGUGAAUCAGCCGCCUCCGCCUUUGCAGACGGACAACAGGACAGGCGUGCCUGUGUUGCAUGUGAGGAGUCGGUCCUCGCCGGAACAACUUGACCAUGAGUUACCUAGACCACCAGUGGCUCCCCCGCCGCCCGACAAGGAGGCGUGGGAGCGCGGCACCCCGCCGCCGGGGACUCCGCCCCCGCCGUACGCACACAACACACAGCCCUGCGCUGACCCCCAGAGAGCAAUCAUCUCCAUGGAGGAAGACGAUUCACCAGCUUCUGACAAUUCGACGUACAGCGGCCUGUUUUCGAAUCUUCGCUGCGUGCGAGAAUCCAAAGCAAGGACGGCCGUGCUUCUCAACUGGUUAUUAGGCGAAAGGAGGAACGCUACAGCGAGUCUAGUGUUAGUGCUGACAGAUGGGUACCGUAGUGCGAGCGGUGUGACAAACGCUACGUUGAGGCGAUGGGCCUAUGAGAUACAUUCCACCUUCCUUAUGCCUAAUGCGGUUUUACAACUAAAUGGAGUAGACGAGAAUAUGGCGAACGAAAUAGAACAUGUUUUAGUGAAUGAACAUGACAAAGACGAACUCCUGCGCAACGUUUUCAGAAAAGCGCGCCAGAAAGCGAAAGAAGAAAUGAGUAGACAACUCAGUGAAUUUCAGGUCAAGAGGCAGGUCGGGCUGGGAAUGCUGUACGGGCCGGAAGAUUCUGUUCUGGAGAGAUGUGAUGUUGAUAAGGCUCAGGAGGUGGUGGUGGUGGAGCGGCUGCUGUGCCAGCGCCUGAGCAGCCUGUGCGCGGGCGCGGCGCCGGGAGACGCGCACGCGCACGCCGCGCUGCUGGCCGCGCUCGUGGCCGCCGCGCUCUGCCUGCAGUGCCGGGCGGCGGCGGUGGCGGCGGCUGUGGGCAAUUCCCGUGCUUCGUUUUUACAACGCGACAAGUUGUACAAGCAGAAGGUGAAACAGCUCGCGAAACAACAUCCGCAACCGUUCAUAGUUAGAGGGCACCACCUGCAACUGCAGGCGUUGACGUCGGUGGGCCACUGCCACCACUGCGACAACGCCAUCUGGGGGCUCGCGCCGCAAGCUUACGUCUGCACGUAUUGCAAAUUGCGUGUUCACCGCGCGUGCGCCAAGCAAGUGGAGGAGGGCUGCUGUCUGGACACGGAGCACCACAACAACAGGAUCUCGCGGUUCAUGGAGAGGAUACACAGCAACCAGCCCAACUGUCAAGAUGCAAGUGACAAGAAAUCAAGGAAAGCGUCUGCUAACUCCCACUUUCUCAACAUGGAACGGAGCUUUCGCAAAAUGGAAGACGAGCCGCUUUGGGAUCAGACUCUCACGCCCACAUCUGUGCCAGGAGAAUCAAGAAGGGAAUGUUCAACGGAAGAGCAGACGGCGCCCGACGCCGACGUCGACACCAGUGACGCGAACAGCAAAGAUGUCACCGACAAGGAUAAUAAUUGGCGCACGGCGACACCUAGCGGGCGCGGCGUGAACCGCGCGGAGAGCUGUCGCGAGCGAGACGCGCCUCGGCGCGGCAAGCACCGGAACGCCUCCGAUCCUAACCGCUUGACGGCGCACAACAACCAUGACUUGGAGCCCUGCGCCGCCACAGCGCCCUCGGGGAGCUCCAGCAGCUCCAGCCUCUCGUCCAGGAGCAAUGAGAGCAACACGGUGGCUGCGGACCAGCAGGCAUCUCAAUCGGACUGGUCGGAGGAGGACGAGCCGCUAGCUGCCCAGUGGGCGGACAGCCUGCCCCCACACGUUCUGGACUCUAUAUCACUGUCACACACUCAUAGGAAACGGCAGGAGGUCAUACAUGAGCUAAUAGUCUCCGAAGGGUCGCACGUCCGUUGGCUCAAAGUCCUCGGAGGGGUGUUCCUCAGGCCGCUAGAAAGUCACCCCACUCUCCUCCCCCCCGAGGAGCUGAAGGCGCUGUUCCCGAAUCUGCCGGGGGUGCGGGAGCGUCACGCGAGGCUGUACGCCGAUCUGAAGACGUUGAAGCUGGAAGCGCCUGCGCAUAUUGUGCCUAUAAGGCCGUUGGCUGAUACUUUGUUGAAUACGUUGGGUGAAUCUGGCUACUCGGCGUGCCUGGCCCGCUUCUGCCGCGGCCAGCGCAUGGCCCUGGACUCCUUGCGGGAGCGGAGGAGGAAGAACAAGGAGCUGCAUCAGUUCCUGGCGGCGAGGGAACAGCUGCCCCUGUGCGGGAGGCUGCAGCUGAGGGAUCUGCUGGCUUGCGUCUGGCAGAGACUAACAAAAUACCAGUUACUACUAGAGAGCGUUAUAAAAACCGUGGACGAGAAUGAAGGUGACUCCGCUGAGGAUAUCGCGAGGCUGAAGCGAGCCCUCGACACCGCCAAGGAAGUGUUGCACAGUGUCGACACAGCCAUCAGAACUGCCGAGAAUGAACACAGAUUACGCGCGAUCCAGAGCAAGUUGGAGGUGCGAGUGCCGCACAGCGGCGGCGAGUGGGAGGACGUGAGGAAGCUCGACCUCACCCACCACAAGCUUCGUUACGAGGGCGAGCUCACCAUGCGCAACGACAGCAACAAGAAGAUCAGCGUGCUGGCUCUGAUGCUGGAAGACUGCUUGGUGUUGCUACAUCGGGAAGGUGACAAGUUUCUCUUAAAACCCAUACCGCAACCCAGCCAGCCGGGGUUACUGUCUCCUCUUAUCAAAUGGGAUAAGGUACUGUUUCGUCCCAACGCGGCUGUGAGGAACACUUUCUUCCUGAUGAAUAUCAAUGGCGUUCAGAUGCAUGAACUCUCGUCUACGCCUUCUGAAUAUGCCAAUUGGGUGAAGCAUAUCCAAGACUCUCCCCUCGCGAAGUUGGCUGAAGCCAAAUCUAACAUCACGCCUUCGCACCAGCCCAGCAGGUCUACUGAUGAUUCAGGCAUUAACGUGUCCCGAAAUCCUUCUGACGCAUCAGAGAAAUCGGAAAAGUCCGAGAAAUCUAAUCCUCCCUCCGAAGACAUUCCCUCAGAGAGCGAGCGAGACAGAGCAUCUGUAGAGCGGAGUUCCACUGAGAGGGAAAGAGACGACAAGAGGACGGACAGGGAGGAGAAGGAAACUGAAGUCGCCGAAAGAGAGGAGAAACAUACCCCCCGGCGGCCCACGGUGGGCCGCAUCAGCACGCACGGCGCGCCGCCGCCGCCGCUGCAGCCCGCCGCCGUGCGCGUGGCCGCGCCCGCCGCGCACUGCGCCGCCACCGCCGUCACGCCGCAAGAGCGCCUGCGCCGCAUAGACUCGGGCAUCGGGCGGCUGCUGCGCGCCAAGGCGGCGCUGGUGGGCGAGCUGCUGGCCGUGCCGCGCGGCUGCUACGCCGAGGUGUGCGAGCUGGCCGUCGCGGACACGUUGGGACAAGUUGAUGUCCGCAACGAGUUGCGUCUGUGGCGGCAGUCGUCGCGGGGCAGCAGCGACGAGGACACCAGUGCGGAGCCCGACUUGAAUCAGUUGCUGUUAGCUGCGCAUGCGCAGACCAGCCACUUGUUAGAAGGCCUGUCAAAGAUGAUGACCGUGUCGGAGUCGGCGGCGGUGGCGGCGCGCUCGCGGCGCGGCCGCUGCGGCCGCUGCUGCCGGCGGCUGCUGCGCGGCUCCACCGGCGGCAGCAGGGACGAACCACCUUCAGACCCGCCCGCUUCAGAAAAACCCACUUCGCAAGAAGCGGGUGUCGCGAGCGAGCCGCGGCCCCGACCGGAGUUGUCGACGGCGAGCGCGGCCGACUUGUUGUCCGACACGUCGUUCGAUAUGUUGUCGGACCUGGACGUGGGUGUCGACGUGGAAGACGAUCCGGAUGAUGAACUUGACGCGGAUCUAUCCAGCGCAGAAAUGGCCGCCAGACUAUCGACAAUGGCGAGCGGAUUAAAUGGAACUCUGUCUAGACUGUUGGCCGCGUAUCCCGCGUUGGAGGCGUCGCGGCGGGCGCUGAGGAACGAGCUCAGCGCCGUGAGGGAGGCCAAUGACGCGCUUAGAGCUAGAUUUAGGACUGAUCAUCAAAUGACAGACGAAACUGCGUUACCUAAAGUAGGCCCGGACCAAUCCAUACAGGAUCAGCCGAGCAACGGGGGUUGAUCUCGCUACCAAGACGAAACAAUAUCGAAUUGACUUUAUCGAUGACAUCCAUCACUAACCAAUUGUUAAUCGUUGCUGGCCCAGCGAGCUACUGGCGCCGCCCGGCGGACGAAUGCGGAACUAAAACAUCUUCACAAACGCGACUGUGGCGCCCUCGCCUCUUGACGUAAACGAUACGAUGUUUUCGAAAUCCGUUUAGCAUUUAUUUUCACUCUGUCAUCGGUUUUAGUUCGAAUUUGACUCGAAUGUGUGUAUCCAAAACUUGUGUAUAUUUUGUAAUAAUUGUUAUUUCCUUUUUUUGUAAUAAAUUAACACUUAUAAGUACUAAAACACAUUACGUAGUAUUAAAAUAUUAUUAUGAUUUUUAUUCCAUAUAUAAGUUAUAUGUGAUCAAGAAUUAAGUAGAAAAUAUAGUUUACCCUGUAAUUAUUGAAUGUUCUUUUUCCAAAAUUACGAAUAAUAAGUUAUAUGGUUUUUCUUUUUGAUAGUUGAUGUAAAUAAGUACACGUGUUAGAUGAUAUACGUAUAUAACUCGACCAUAUUAUUGUAUGUUAUAUUUUUCUGUAUUAAAUAAUGAUAAUAAUAAAAAACAUAUUCGCUGUUAUUAGAUGCGGUAAAUUACUCUUUUGGACAUAUUUAUGAAUGUAUUCGAUUUGAAAGUAUUACGUAUGACAAUAUAUCUCGAUUAAAAGAACGUGUUUAAAAAAUGCACAGUGUAUUUUCGAAAUUAAAAAAUUGAGAUUCUCUUUGGACCGAUCGAUGACGUCAUUUUAAAUUAUUUAUCGAUUAUUAUAGUUUUUUUUAUUCGAGCGAUUAUUAAAUCGAUAUUUGUUGGACGCGUCGCGAUUUAAAUUGUAAUAUUCGCUUUUAUGUGGUAGAAAUGAGGGAUAAAUGUUAUGUUUUUUUUUAAUAACAUAAUAUGUGCAUGUUAAAUCAAAUUUAUACUGAAAAUUCCUUAAAAUUUAUUCAUCCAAAAAUUCAUGCUAUUAAAAGUAGUUGUCAAUUUGAAAAACAAAUGGCGGUAAAUCUAAAAAUUCGUUUAUCUAUACAUUUAUUAUUACGGUAAUUCAUAAAUAUUAUUAUUAGAACUAUUUUUCCAAUAACAAUAACUACUAUGUGUGUCUUGCACUUCAUAUCUUCUUAAAUAGAAUGUUGAACCCUCAUUUCUGCAUAUUUAGAUAUUAGUUUUAUGUAAAGAAAGUCAUCCUCAGGCCAAUGCUAUUAGGCCUCUGUUUACCAAGCUGAGACCCUGUCUACCCCGUCGGGGAUCAAGACGAGUAUGUAUGUAUGUACAGACACAAAGUGCCCUAACUACAGUACCUUGAUUAUGCCAUAUUUUGUGCUCAUAGAUUCACAAACACUUAAAAUAUAAGCUGUUUAAUUUAUACGAGGUGUGUGCAAGGCGUUGUAAGUAUAUGUAGGUUUGUUUGUUCAAAUUAAACUGAUUAUAGAACAAUAAGAUACAUUUUAAAUUGCAAAAUAAUAUUUAGCCAAGAAGAGAUUACUUCCAGUGUUGCAAUAAAUUUAUUAGUAAUUAUUUUUUAAUACCAUCUUAUCAUGGACCCCCACUAUAUAGUGGGGAUCCGGCUUGCUGUGCCUACAGGGGUAAAAAAGGUUAUAAAUAGUUUGUCACUUUUAAUGUGAUAACGUAUUUUUUUGUAAUACAUUAACUAAUUAAAAUCAUAUUUUUUAGUAGUCGGUACAUAAGACAUGGUUUGAAGUUAAUAAUUUCUGUGUGUUGUGUAAUGUUUUCCUUUAGAACGAACUUCAUUCCUUAUUUAUUUCUAGAGAAAAUAAAAAUAAUAAAUUGCACACAUUUAACUGGAGUUAUUUUUUUUAUUGACAUAAGCUUUAUCAAAAGUUGAUAACUUAAAAAUUCACUCGUAAUGAUGAUUGAACGAUCAUUCCAUAAAACUACAACGCCUUUAUACAAAAUUAUAACCUAUAUUUUAAAUAGCUUGUCAUAACAUAGUAAUCAGUGUACCUAAUAUAUAAAUAACAUAGUGUAACGCCAUUGUAAUAGCCACAUUUAUAUGAACAUAUACGAUGUGAAUAUAUAAAUAUAUAUAUAUAUACUAUAUGUUUUGUACCGUAGGUUAGGAGUAGACCAAAAUGAACCCAUCCAAUUUUACUUUUGUAUGUAUGAGCUUUCAAGGUUGAUUGAUAUAUAUAUGUUGUAAGAAUCAUACAGAUUUUGGUCAUAGUGAUUGUAUGAGAAUGAAGAUAAAAAUGUACAGUUAUUUUGAUCUCCUUUUGGUAUAAUUUAUUAUUAGUCAUGUGUAUGUUUUUGAAGAAAGUUCUUAAUUUUUUUUAUACCUUUUACCGAAGUACUAGCUUUAUUAGCUAUGGCAGUAAUAUUGUAAGCUGUUUUGUGUGAACCACCUACAUUUAAAUUUUUUAUACAUAUAGUUAACUUUGAAAUUGAAUGAGAUCGUUCUUUUCCUAGUUAUUUUUGUUAGAAUACGUAUCAGUAACCAUGAACCAGACGAAUAUACAUUGUUUUUACUAUAACUUAUACACAAACCUUAAUAUUAUUAUUUUGUUUUAAAUUUAUUACAAUCACUAUGUCCAAGCCUUUUAACGCAUCAAAUACGGAAAAUCAUGAAUAUUCCCUUACUAAUCAUUGGGGUCCCACGGGGUCCAUUGGGCCCCAAACAUCACCAGGGACCCCUUUCCAUUCGCUUCCUGUUCGCUUUAACACUGCAUAUGACAAAUAUUGUAAUAAAUAGUUAGUGGUAUAAAUAAAAAUACCGUUAUACAAAUGUA
Molecule: messenger RNA, 7869 nt
Organism: Amyelois transitella
Lineage: Eukaryota; Metazoa; Arthropoda; Insecta; Lepidoptera; Pyralidae
Gene: RhoGEF2
Exons: 39
Coding region: 1-5103 (1700 amino acids)
Biological process (GO): G protein-coupled receptor signaling pathway
Cellular component (GO): cytoplasm
Molecular function (GO): G protein-coupled receptor binding; guanyl-nucleotide exchange factor activity
Source: RefSeq, a predicted model, not a curated record